AUGCAAAGCUCGCGCCUGCGCGACAGAAAUGAUCGCGAUGAACAAACAAAACUGGAAAUGAAACAUCGACAGGAAGAAGACGACUUGUACAGGAAAUUCUCAAAACACCGCGAAGAAGAAAACAGAAGAAUACGAGAAGAAAUACAAAAUGAAUGGGAAAGGGAGCUAGAAAGACUAACGAGCCGGUUCCAGCAAGAAAUGCAAGUGAAGAAAAGACGGCCAGAUGCCGAGAUAGGCGCCCUGACGCUCAGGCACCAGCAAGAGAGGGCUGACCUGGAGAAGAACAUGACGCUCAGGAGAGAUAAGAAGAAGGAGAGCCUCACGAGGAAGAUGUUGGAGCAUGAAAGGGCAGCCACGGCAGCGCUAGUUGAGAAACAGAGCCACGAGAUGAUGGAGCUGAUCCAGGAAAGGCGCUCGGAGUACAUGGCCGCUUCUUCACUAUACCUAGACGGGGAGGAGGCGCCUCCGUACCCGUCCAGGGCGCCCGCGCCGCAGCCUCCCCUGGUGUCCAAGUUUCACAUAUACACCGACCCGGCGGAGUUCGCGGAUGUUGACAAAAUCGCUAUCUCGGUGGCGCAAGAAGACCAAAAAACCUUCACAGAUCUAGUCCGGCAGCUAGUGGGGAGAUGCGCAACCGACGUGGAGAAGGCGCGGACGAUCUUCCGCUGGAUCACGGUGAAGAACCUCAACAACAUCCAGUUCGACGACAACUUGCGGGGCGACUCGCCUCUAGGCCUGCUGCGCGGCAUCAAGCACGGGACGGAGAGUUACCAUGUACUGUUUAAGAGGUUGUGCAGCUACGCAGGCCUGCACUGCGUGGUGAUCAAGGGCUACAGCAAAUCCGCGGGCUACCAGCCUGGCGUCCGCUUCGAAGACAACAGAUUCCGAAACUCCUGGAACGCGGUAUACGUGGCAGGGGCCUGGCGGUUUGUCCAGUGCAACUGGGGGGCGAGGCAUCUGGUCAACGCGAAAGACGCCCCCAAGCCAGGGAACAGAGGGAAGAGUGAUAGCUUGAGGUACGAAUACGACGACCACUACUUCCUGACGGACCCGCGCGAGUUCAUCUACGAGUUCUUCCCGCUGCAGCCGGACUGGCAGCUGCUGAAGACGCCCAUCACCCUCCACGACUUCGAGGAGCUGCCCUUCGUGCGAUCGCUGUUCUUCCGAUACGGGCUGUACUUCAGCGACCCCAAUACCAAGGCGGUCAUGUACACUGACUCCACUGGUGCGGCGACUAUGCGCAUAGCCAUGCCAGCACACAUGCAGAGCUCGCUGAUCUUCCACUACAACCUCAAGUUCUACGACACAGAGGGCGAUGGUUUCGACGGCGUCAGUUUAAAGAGAUUUGUAAUGCAGUCAGUGGUGGGCAACGUGGUGUCGUUCCGGGUGCACGCGCCCUGCAGCGGCGCCUUCUUACUAGACAUCUUCGCCAACGCCGUCACGCCGCGAGAAUACCUCACCGGCGAGCCCAUGAAGUUCAAGAGCGUUUGCAAGUUCAAGAUUUGCUGCGCCGAGCUCCAGACGGUUAUGGUGCCUCUGCCGGACUGCGCGAGCGGCGAAUGGGGCCCGACCAAAGCCACCCGCCUGUUCGGGCUUGUACCUAUCACUCAUCAGGAGGCGCUGGUCUUUGCCGGGCGCGAACUAGAGAUCCAGUUCCGAAUGUCGCGCCCGCUGGCCGACUUUAUGGCGACGCUGCACAAAAACGGCGUCGAUGAGAAGCGGCUGUCGAAAUACGUGCAGCAGAACGUGUCGGAUGAUAUAGUGUCGUUCUACAUCACUUUCCCUGAAGAAGGUCAAUACGGGCUAGACAUCUACACUCGCGAGCGCGGCGGACCCACCGCAAUCCACCAGAACGGUUCCACGGAGAAAGAGAAGCACCUCCUCACACACUGCUGCAAGUAUCUCAUCAACAGCAGCAAGAGGAAUUGAACCUUAACACCUUCUGAUGAACGCCAAAUUGGGAUACACUAAAAUGCCCACUGCUGCAAACACCUCAUCAACAGCAGUAAGAGAAAUUGAACCUUAAUACCUUCCAAUGACCGCCAAAUUGGGAUGCACUAAAAAUUGUAGGAGAAUAGAGCUCACGUGACGAUAAGUGGAUAAGGAAUCUCGAUGAAUUGAUAUUGAUAUGCCACGGAAUCGAUUAUUUUAAACUAGUGUCACUGCCGAUUAAAAUUAAUAGGCCAACCGUAUGAGAAAAAAAGUUAAAGUUGGAAAAGAUGACGUGUUUAAAGAAUCUUUUAAAGAAACUAGCCGUCUUCUGGCUUCAUCAUCAGACCAGACACGAUUAUAUUGCAAUGUUAUCGAACUUCCAGCUCAAUGAAACUUCGAGGAGUAGGUCAAACUCAACUUGAAAGAUCACCGAGAUACCGCUAAGUUACUUAUUAUAGCAUCUCCAGAAUUUCUAAUCUUUACAAACUAAGUACUAAAAGAUUGAAGACGCGAUACAAUGGUGCGAUUGUUACAUACAAUUCGAAUUACAAUCGAUAUUAUUCGAUAGCGUAUCGAUAACAUAUACUUUUAUUACGAAUUAAUAAGCUCAAAUGUUACGAAUACGAAGCUACAACGCAUAAACGUUUUGAUCGUUCAUUCCAUUCGAAUAACGAAUAAUCGUUAGUCGAUAUUUACUUGGUUAUCGAUUCAAUCGAUUGUUUUCUCUGGAACAAUCGCCCAUUGCUAGAUUAGAGUAAAAAAGAGAGUAUAGUUGUUGAAUGACUCGGUGGGUUGUACUUUUAUUAAAUUACUAUAUUUAUAAUGGAUUUUUACCCAAAUGUAGAUAAUGAAACCUUACUCUAUGUAGGCUAAAAUUAAAUAAAAUCCGU
This is a messenger RNA of Ostrinia furnacalis (Asian corn borer), 2822 nucleotides long. RefSeq names its product peptidase hillarin (gene Hil). Lineage: Eukaryota; Metazoa; Arthropoda; Insecta; Lepidoptera; Crambidae. The coding region runs from base 1 to 1929 and encodes 642 amino acids. The record is from RefSeq and is a predicted model, not a curated record. The transcript is spliced from 12 exons.